Messenger RNA from Daktulosphaira vitifoliae (grape phylloxera), 1438 nucleotides. RefSeq lists its product as uncharacterized. The transcript has 2 exons. Gene Ontology annotation, molecular function: flavin adenine dinucleotide binding; oxidoreductase activity, acting on the CH-CH group of donors. The record is from RefSeq and is a predicted model, not a curated record. The annotation marks the transcript as partial. NCBI's taxonomy places the organism in Eukaryota, Metazoa, Arthropoda, Insecta, Hemiptera, Phylloxeridae.
UGAUAAGCAAAUAAAUUUAUAAUAGCAUGUUAAAUAUUUUUGAUUCAACUAUUAAAUCUUUUAAAAUUAUUUUCUUCCUAUUAUUUGUUAUUAAUAUGUAUAUUUUUUAACUUAAUUCAAUAUUUAAACCAUGAUAAAUAUUAUGAGACGUUGUGGUCCGUCAUCUUUGAAGAUGUGCUGUUCAUGUUUUCUUCGGUAUGCCUCUAGUCAGUCAUUUAAUAUUGAUAAAGUAAAACCUCCUCCCAUACCAGACAUAGUAAGAAAGCCAGCACGUUUGCCUUUUUUGAAAACAAUUUAUGCUAAACAGUAUGAUUUAGAGGUACUAACUUAUCCUGAGGUACUUAAUUUGGAACGUUACAAAGACAUGGAAUCAAGGAUGCAACAAGUCCACAACAAUUGUUCAAAAAUUGAUACAAUAGGACAACUAGGUUUAUUUGGUAUGAAUGUUCCGUACCCAUCUUCAGGUCUCAAUCUCAGUGAAACAGAGAUUACUAGGCUUUUUGAAUAUUUUGAUUCAAAUAUCUAUAAAGAUAUAUUUAACCAUACAGUAUGUGUUGACAUUGUUAAAACAUUUGGCACACCUAAUCAGAAAUCGGUGUAUUUACCAUUAUUUGCAUCAGCCACCUGUUCUUACCAUGACAAUGUAAAUUCAAUCAAGAAGUCUAAUGAGAUUUGGGAACUUAAUGGUUCUGUUGAAAGAAAUCAAAGUGUUUAUAUGUUAAUUUUUGAUGGAAGUAAUGCUUUUAUUGUAGAAAAAGACAUAACUCUAGUUGACGGAGAUUAUAUACAUUUGAAACAGUUUAAUGUUGUAGCUGAAAACGUCAUAGAGAAUGUUAAUAUGAAAGACAUUACAAAUAAAGGAAAAUUGUAUACAUGUUCUUCCUUAAAUAAAUCAUUAAAAAAUGCACUGCGAAAAACUAUUAAUAACAUAUUAACAAAAGAAAGGCAUGGUGAUAAAUUAAGACAUUAUGAUUCUGUAUUAAAAAUAGUAGCAAAUUCAUUAGUAAAUAUUUAUAGUAUUGAAAGUAUGAUUUAUCUAACUACAUGGAUGAUUGAUGGAUAUGAUAAUCCAGAUGUUGAGUUAGAAACAGCGACAAUAGAAAUGUUUUCGCGUCAAACUGCCAAUACAAUAUUAAGAGAUUUAAAAACUGUUUAUGGUAGAAACUCUAUUAAAGAACCAUUUUUAACUUGUUGUAAUGAUAUCGAAAAAUUAGUUUUACAUUUAAAAAAUAGUAUUGAGUUAUCAGAGUUUAUUAGUAGUCGAGGAAUUGAGUACUCAAAUAAAUCAGACUAUAAAGAAAAUGUAUCAUUUUUAGUUUCAGCUUAUAGAAAUAUGAUGAUGAAAAAAGAUGACCCUAGUUUAACAUAUGGUUUUCAACAAUUUUUACAUCCUGCUCUUAAGCACUCUGCUAAUGCUCUUGAAUACUGUGUACUGAAA